AUGUUUUGGCGUUUUGGCGUAGCGCCGGUUUCAAACUUAUCCAACCUUUUAGAAAAGGAUGAUGUAUCUCUUGAAGAAAUCCUUGACGAGCAGGACCUUUUGCAAGAAUGCAAAUCUAACAAUAACAAGCUCAUCGAGUACCUCGAGCAGCCGAGCGUGCUGAGACGGCUUUUGGACUACGUGAACGGUGAGGUGGAGCUGGAGGGUGUUCCAGAAAGUGGUAUUGAAGAGAAGGCUGGAUUUAAAUACCCGUACAUGGCGUCAGAGGUGCUGAGCAGCGAGAUACCUGAAAUAUCCACGGCGCUCUUCCUAAAUGCGUCUACAUUGCUUCUUCCAUUUUGGCAAGACUUCCUUUUCCGACGUCCCGCCGUGAGGGACCAGCCUAUUCCCUUGCAUGCACACCCACUCACAUCUGCAACGUACCACACAAAAGAGGACGACUUAAAAAGAGACGACACAUUAGCGUUGUCCUCGUCAUCUGCUCAAAAAUACUCUGCUCGCACACAUGGCCCCGGCCAGUCUGUUCUCGCAGGAUACUGGGCUAAAGUCAAUGUAAUCUUUCUUGAAAAAAACCCACGUGCAAUGCUGGAACUCAUAAAAACAGUGCCCAGUGCCGUGGAAGGUCUCGUGGCUCAUUUCGAUACGCCUUCCGUCGUGGACCUCUUGUUCCGCAUGAUCCAAUGCGAAGACACAGUUCCUGAUGCGGGGCUUAUUGACUGGCUUUCCCAAAAUGAGCUGAUCCCCCGGGUUGUUGCACUUCUUUCUCCCCACGUAUCCCCGGAUUUGCACAAGGCCGCGUCGGAAUUUCUAAAAGCCAUCUUUUCUCUCUCUGCGCCUUCACCCUCUUCCUUGAAUCAUAUUUUUACGCAAGAAUCGUAUGUGGGACCGGGAGAAAUGCUGUUGGGAUCUGGCGGUGUUAAUAACUUGCUAGUCCGUGAAGUUGCGAGCCAGGACAUUGUGGACAAAAUGAUGUAUUACAUGACGGGCAUUCAGUCUGGCGCGGAGGGCGCAUCACGCAUGUUUCCGAUUGGUGAGUCUGCUGUGGAAGAAGAGGAAGACGAUAUGUUGGAAGUGCGUAUGCGCCGAACCGACCGCAAGCGAAGCUCGGCGUCCUUCCAGAGUACCCGUGAUGGCAUGCACCGGGAUUCCACCGCCACGAUCCGACCAUCGAGCGUACCGCGAGGCCUCACACGUCGGCAUAACGUUUCGCAAGAAGCCAUUGCAUCUUCUUUUAUCAACUGUGCGGGCGUAUUCAUCGAGCUUAUUCGCAAGAAUAACAGCGACUACUUUGAACAACACCUCUUUCAUACGCUCCGCAAUUAUUUGCUUUUGCGACAGCAGGAGAUUUCUAAUCAGCGCCAACGGGAGGGUGGCAGCGAUGCAGGAAACGAUGAUGCGGACUACACGGAGGUUAUGGAGCAGGCCAUGUCGGAAGUGGCUGAGAAAAUGGGUAUUGUACACCUUGGGCCGCUACUGAGAGCAUUGGCAGAAAAAGUGCCCGAGUUUCAAGAGAUGCUGAAGCAUCCGGUCUACGCUGUUGCCAUUCCGACGACUGUCGGCACUAUUCAGCCAUUGACACAGACUCGCUACUGCAUUGCCGAGUUGUACGCAGAGAUGCUCCACUGUUCAAACAUGGCACUCUUGAACCGCGAAGAUGGGUUGGGGCCCCAGUACUCUUGCACAGGCACACUUUUGGACGGCAUGGAAGGACUCCAUACACUUGCACGUGUGUUGCAAGGAGAAGACACGGAUAAUCUUCCGGAUCUCGAGGAAAUCAACAACGGCGUUGUGGCUAUGCACAAUAGCGCCGAUCUUUUUACGACGCAGUUGGACGAUGCACUACCCAUCAACGAGCAAAACAAUCAAGUGCAGGGAAAAAGGUCGCCGAGUGCGCUGAGCAGCGCAUCAUCCGACUCGGACCAUGACGCGAAGAGCAUUGCGAGCGUGCUCUCUGGUCUCUCUCUUGAAGAGCUGACUUCGAAUAUGGGAAGCAGGCCGCCUUCCAUUGCUGGCGACCAAGUUGAUGGCACUGCUGGAGACUAUUUAAAAAAGCAAUUCCUCGACUACGACGUGAUCCCUAUACUCUUAGAGCUUUUUUUGGACCAUCCAUGGAACAACUUUCUGCACAACGUCGUUUACGACAUUGUACAGCAGCUCUUUAACGGCGAUAUGAGCGCCGGCAUCAACAGGAUACUGACCAUUUCUACCUUUCACGAGGCGCGGCUUAUUGACAGCAUUUUGGAAGGCGCGCGCGGCAGCGCCGCCUCGAGCAAAGGCCCGCGGCGCAUUCGCAUGGGCUACAUGGGUCAUCUAAAUCUGAUUGCGGAAGAGGUCCUCAAGCUUUUGGAGCGAUGUCCGAUGGAGGUAAGCAGGAAAGUGGGAAACGCCUUUCGGCAGCCGGAUUGGAAUGAAUUCGUGGACAAUGAGCUGCGUGUUUCGCGCACCUUGGAAGCGACUCCUCUUGCUGGUGGGCGCCCCGAAGACAACGGCAAUGCUUGGUCGAGUGACGCAGACGAUUGGUAUGGCGAUACGAAUGGCAGCAACACAUUUGCACGCUAUCUCUCCGCCCAAAUGCGCAACAGCGUGGCUGGGGAUGACGAGGACGACAACGAAAUGCUCGCACAACUUGGCGAUGCGGAUGCAAUUGCAGAUGGACAAAUGCCGGACGACGAUGGCUGGGGCCCUUUCGCUGAUUCCAACGCCGGUUUUAACAUGGUUUCUGCGGGUGCAUCCAAUACUAGCGCGAAUAUACCAACGACCUCACAAGAGAACCUUACUCCUGCGGAUUGGGCGGCAGAAUUUCGCCGAGAGGCAACCGCCUCUAUUGAAUCCAGCGCAGUAGAGAAUGAUUCCGAUUCGGACUCUACCGGGAGCAGCACGCAUCGUGACGACAAAGAGGGCGCAUCCAGCACGGAUUCGGACGAGAAUGCUGGCGACGAGUCACCGUUUGUGGAUCUUCACAAACCGACAUCGUUGCGCCACUACCCAUCUGCACGUCAUGCAGGAGAUGCUGACGAUGGAAAGAACGGCUCGGAAGCCUGGCCCAACGCCUCCGCCGCAAAGCAUGUACGCACGUUGUCGACCGAGGGCCAAGAUAAGGCGCCUAUUCUCGCCGCGCAGCAGCUCGCGCACGAUGUGGAGCCUACAGAAGAUGGUCUAUUGCGUCGCAAAUUAGCGGACGGUUCUAUUGUCACUGUGCCAUUGGACGACGCUGAGCUCGCCGAGAGCGAGGCAUAG
Malassezia vespertilionis is the source of this 3237-nucleotide messenger RNA. RefSeq lists its product as uncharacterized. Lineage: Eukaryota; Fungi; Basidiomycota; Malasseziomycetes; Malasseziales; Malasseziaceae. The record is from RefSeq and is a predicted model, not a curated record. The coding region runs from base 1 to 3237 and encodes 1078 amino acids. The transcript has a single exon. Gene Ontology annotation, molecular function: protein phosphatase regulator activity; protein phosphatase binding. Gene Ontology annotation, cellular component: nucleus; cytosol.